UCACAGUCAUUGACAGACGUCGGGCCGGUUUACAGCAGACUGUGCCUGGGAAAAUCUUCGCCCGUGGAUUGGAUUAAGGAUUACGAUCUCAGAUGUUUACCAUCGCAUCGAUACCGCACUACCGUGAUUAACCAUCGGGGGUUCAACAGCGGUGCGCUAGUUGCUCCUGCUGGGCCAGCGAAGUUUCCAGCGCAAUAAAACACGCCAAACACUCAACACUAAUUAGCCCUCUCUCGCUCUGUCGAACAGGGAAAACAGAAACGAGCUCAGAGACACUUGGCAAAACUACGUGCUUGUGCGGCGAAGCUCACCCACCAUCACCCCCGGCGGGUAGUUGGCCACCCGCCCGGAUCCAUGUGUUGUGUUUGGUCGAACCGCGCUCCUUUAAUUACCGCGUUGUGUAUGGCAGUGUGUGACUGUGCCGAAAUCGACAUUGAAACCAGUAACUUUUCGGCGUGCACAGUUGCAUUUUUGGAAGUGAACUUUUGAUUAGCAGUGUGUUGGGUGGUUUCUCCGGAACAGACUUGUAUGUCGAAGUCACACCACUUCACAGUGUACACUAACGGUAUGCGGUAUUGGAUGUUGAAGUGCUAUAUCGUUGUUGAAUGAGCAGAUUAAAAAACAUGUUGUCACGCAUACCCUUAGUGAAACCUUACUCCGCGCGACAUUGACUCUGCACUACUGCUGGUAGGGAACAGCUGUAACUAAAUGCCGAAAUAUACAGCAAGUGAAUUAAAACAGUGCUCAACCUAGCGUCGCCCCCGGUCCAGCACGGCUGGCUCCUUCAGUUCAUUCCAGAUAGCAUCGAAGCACGUCCCAGACCUUACGUGGCGCUGUAACCGAGAACGUAGUGUGACACCUUCCCACACCUGGAUCCUCCCACCACCGCCACACGAAAGUAGAGCACUAUCCGGGAUAGAAAGCAGUAAAUGAGCUGAAGUUCGCACUACUUCUAGUAACCCGUAACUGCCGUCUCUUGUAGAGGAGCUGCGAACAAAUUUUAGCAUUCCGAAAAUGAUCUUCGGUGAUUUAGUAUUCUGCGUGCAUUUUGUGGUUCUGUUUCAAAGCUGCUGCACCGUCGUGGCAGUUUCGGGUAGAACUCCAUCAACGCUAACGGCAGCAACAACAACUACGGCCACAACCACCGCCGCUGCUGCCAAAAGUGGUAACGGCACCGCCCAGCUCAUCAAGGCCGCUAAGCCAAACUCACCGAACUCGAAGCCGGUUAGGAGGGGUCCCGCGUCGGCGAAGCAGAAGUUCGACCUACCGGCGGAACUCGGACAAUACUGCGCUGCAGUGGAGGACUGCCGCCAAUAUGCCUACACGUGCGACAGUCAGAAGCACAGCUGCGACUGUGCUGAGGGAUACCAAGCGGACGAGGAAGGAAAAAGCUGCGUGGGAGCCAUCGGUAAGCGCUGCAACUACGACAUCCACUGCAUCCCAAAUGCCUACUGCAAGGGACAAAUGAUCUGUACGUGCAAGAGGGAAUUCGCCUAUCUCGCACCGGAUAACUGGUCAUGUCAAGCGUCAGCAGCAACUUCAUUACAUCGCAGGAAAUCUACGGCGACGACGAUGGUCAUGCUCCUUGCAACCGCCCUUAGCCUAAGCGGGUGGAGCAUUCAUUAUUCCACUUCCACUCGUUAGCAGCUGGCAGUUGAAGAUGAAUUUAUUUACAGUUUGAUUGGAUUAAAAAUAAGCAGCAGUUACGAAUCGGGUAGAAAAAAAAACGGCAACGCAAAUGGAACGACCCCUCCGGAAAUAUUGUGCCGUCGCCAGCUUCUCCAAAUACCACACUUCUAGCUUUUCAACCAAGUCUUCGUGCCUCGCCAGUGGAAUGCGAGGAAGAGUGCAGUUUUGUAAAGAGAAAUUCCAAACAGCGAUUGUGCACUGCCUUGUCUUCUCGCUGCGAACCGUCAUUGCAUUGUAGCCUUGAUACCCUUCUGGGUUCUGGUGAAUGCAGUUUACGAUACACGAAUCGGACCCCAUUGCAACAGUACCGACAAGUGCAGUCGGUUCGGUACCCCAUAGUACGGUUCCAGUCAAGUCAGCAUGAGCCACUGCAAUCAUACAUUACGUAUUUGGUGCAAGCCGUUUUUCUUACUCACGCGGGGACCCAGCUGCCGAAAUUUGCGAAGAUUGGUUGCGGACACGAACGAAAAUGUUUGGCCCAGUUUGAUUAGUUUUUGUUAUAAAUGAGUUAUCGUAAGUGUUUCAGAUUCAGUAGAUUUGUUUCCAUCAUGUAAUAAAAUUCGAACAGAAACGCAUUUUA
Armigeres subalbatus is the source of this 2269-nucleotide messenger RNA. RefSeq lists its product as uncharacterized. The record is from RefSeq and is a predicted model, not a curated record. The coding region runs from base 1015 to 1644 and encodes 209 amino acids. The transcript has 5 exons. Lineage: Eukaryota; Metazoa; Arthropoda; Insecta; Diptera; Culicidae.